UGCCGUAAAAAAGAUUGCUCUCCGCUUGCGACGAUUUUACGGCAGUAAGGAGGCUGGCUCUUUGCUCUGUCGGUGGGCUUCUUGCUGGAGCCUUUCCGCCUGGAGAGGUGAUGACGGGAGCGACUGGAUGGUCUCUUUGCUUCUGAGGGACAGGAUGAGCACCUGGGAGUCGGGCAAAGUAUUGGGGGUGCCGACGGUUCCCCUUUCUAAUGGCUUAAACAUCCCCAUAUUGGGGCUGGGAACAUCCCAUCAAGGCGGCUAUUCCCACGAGGCAGUGGUAUACGCGCUUCAGAAAUGUGGCAUUCGUCAUAUCGACACGGCAAAACGAUAUGGCUGUGAAUCGCUCCUGCAGAAGGCUAUCAAAGAGAGUGGAAUUGCACGGGAGGAUCUCUGGAUAACAACCAAACUCUGGCAUGCUGACUAUGGCUAUGACAAAACAAAACAAGCCUGCUUGGAAUCUUGCAACAGACUUGGGGUGGAAUAUCUAGAUCUUUAUUUAAUACAUUGGCCAGAUGCACAAGUUCCUGGAAAAAGCAGUCGAGAAGUCAGGGCAGAAACUUGGCAUGCCAUGGAAGAAUUGUAUGAGAAAGGUAUAUGCAAGUCAAUCGGAGUAAGCAACUUUUUAAUUGAACACUUGGAGCAGCUGAGGAAGGACUGUCAGAUAACUCCACAUGUAAAUCAAGUAGAAUAUCAUCCUUUCCAAAGGCCUCAAGAGCUAGUAGACUAUUGCCAAAGCAGGAAUAUUAUUUUUGAAGGCUACUGUCCACUAGCCAAAGGUGAAGCUCUUAAUCAUCCCAACAUUGUUCAGCUUGGAAAGAAAUAUGGCAGAACUCCUGCACAAAUCUGUAUUCGUUGGAGCAUCCAGAAUGGCAUAGUCACCAUUCCAAAAUCUACAAAACUAAAGAGAGUACAAGAAAACUGUCAGGUCUUUGAUUUUUCACUAGACUUUGAUGAUGUUGCAGUACUAAAUGGAAUGCAUGAUGGGAGACAUGUUUCCUGGGAUCCAACCUCAGUUGUUUAAGUGCAAGGUCUUUGAUUUUAGGCUUGCAAAAGAAGAUAUGGAAUUGCUUGACUCCAUGAACGUCAAUAGAAAGUUGGUCUAUCUAACUUAUCCAUUAUGGAAGGGAUAACCCAUGGAGUGGUUACAGAGUGGCUGAGAACAUGAUGACUUCUGGAUUCCCCCAAGCUUGUCUCUGCUAUUUACUUAAUGCAUUCAUAGCUAAUGCAACUUAAGUACUUUUUGCACAAACCUAUCUUUCCAUAUUAACCAAUUAUUAGGCUACUGUCUGGAAUGUUCCCAUUUCCAAGCUCUCACUAAAGGACUUUUCGGGAAGUUGUAAA
Molecule: messenger RNA, 1341 nt
Organism: Notechis scutatus (mainland tiger snake)
Lineage: Eukaryota; Metazoa; Chordata; Lepidosauria; Squamata; Elapidae
Product: putative oxidoreductase ZK1290.5
Source: RefSeq, a predicted model, not a curated record